Messenger RNA from Rhododendron vialii, 1353 nucleotides. RefSeq lists its product as uncharacterized. The transcript is spliced from 2 exons. NCBI's taxonomy places the organism in Eukaryota, Viridiplantae, Streptophyta, Magnoliopsida, Ericales, Ericaceae. Gene Ontology annotation, molecular function: zinc ion binding; nucleic acid binding. The record is from RefSeq and is a predicted model, not a curated record. The coding region runs from base 1 to 1353 and encodes 450 amino acids.
AUGGGCUGGUACUUGUACCCGACUACCCUUGGUUUUGUGAAGGUGGUACUUGUACCUGAUUACCCCGGUUCAAGGGGUGGUGCUUGCGUAGGGGCCAAGGCCGAGGCCGAGGCCGAGGUCGGGGUCAAGACCAAGGCAGGGGCCGUGGUCGAGGUCGAGUUACCGGUAGGGGGGGCCGAUGUUGAGUCCCAAAAUGAGGUUGGAAAUAAUUCAUUGGGAGUCCAAGCGGAAGCGGAGGGUGAAGACCAAGAGGUAAAUGGACGGGCUGCUAAUGCAUCCCAAGUGGGAGUUGCUAAUGCGCAUCCCAAGAUUGUACUUGGACCCGACUUCAUGAAAGAGAUGUUAAGUGCGAUGCAAAGGAUAGCUCAAAACCAAGUGUCGGCGGAGGAUACUAAGGCUUCAAUAGCAAUGAGGGAGUUUCAACGGCUUGGCCCACCAACUUAUAGUGGUGAACCAGAUCCGAUUGCUGCAAACGAAUGGUUAGAGCAAGUUACUCGAUUCCUUGAUACUCUUCAUGUCAAGGAUGAUGACUUGAGGGUAGACCUUGCAACUUUUCAACUUCGAGAAAACGCUCACCAGUGGUGGAAGUAUGCGAAGGCUACGGUUGAGGAAAAAUGGGAUGACUUCAAGAAAGCGUUUUUAGCAAAAUAUAUUCCAGAGACGGCAAAUGAUGCUUUGAGGAGGGAGUUUCAAAACUUAAUUCAGGGCAAUAUGUCAGUAUCACAAUACGAGGCUAGGUUCACAACUUUAUCCGGCUAUGCACCAGAGUUAGUGAGCACCGAGGAACUUAAGGCCAAAAGGUUUGAGAAUGGGCUUCGAUUAGGCAUUAAAGAAAGGGUUGUGGGAAUGAGACUACAACAGUAUUCAACAUUGGUAGAGGCAGCCAUGGCAAUUGAGGAUACGUUGUUAGAGUCAAAGAGGAUUAGGGAAUCUCGGUCUCAACAUGGUGGUUCAAGCACUCAGUUUGAAGGGCAUCAAGCAAAGAAACAUAAAAUAUCUGGUGGUAGUUCUUCUUUUCAAGGACCACCUCAGCAGUCUCGCUCAGUUCCAGCACAGUUUAUGGUUACUUCAAAUCGGUCUUCUGGAGGAGGCAUUAUAUGUUAUCAGUGUGGACAACGUAGGCAUCGCAAGUCAGAGUGUCCUCAAAAAGGGAGGUUUCAAGGACAAUUACAGACUCAAGAGUCACGCCAUGUUCAAGAUAGAAGCAUGAUCAUUUGCCAUCAAUGUGGGGAGGCCGGACACAUCCAACGAUUUUGCCUUUGGAGGGGUAGUGGUCAAAGUGGAGUGAGGUCACAACAAACUCAGUCAGUUCAGGCAGCUCCAGGACAGCUACCAUAUAGGCCACCUCAGUAG